AUGGUAAAAUUAGUAUCCUACUUGUCAGGGAGCAAGAAAAGGAUAACGUCGGUCAAAAAUUUAGAGGGAGCCUUGACAUACUACGUGGUGAGCAGGCUUCGUAGCUUGUUCUUUUCUAAAGGGGGCACAAAUUAUGAAAUAGAAAUUUGCUCUUGUGAUGAGUUAAGUGUAAGCAAUCUGUUUCACUCCAAAGUUAUUCAUUUCGGAGGGGUGCAUGGUGAUGAGGAGGUGAGGAAAUUUCUUUGCACAGUUGUACUUCGUGAGGGGCAACAAAAUGUGUCCUCCAAUAAAAAGGAAGAUACAAGCCCGGAGGAGCAGCCUCAAUUGAGCAAAAAUAGCGGACGCACAAGUGAAAAUUGCAGCCGAUGGAAUGUCUUCAUUUUAAAAAUUUUAUUUCUGUUGUAUAAAUAUGGGAGGGGGAAGGAGAAGAAGUAUUUUGGAGAAUUCGCUUCAUACGUAACAUCACUCUUUCAUCGCGAAAAUGGAAUUAUCAAAAGGAAGGACAAACUGUUUUUCCUGAUUUUGUUUUUUUUUCUAAUCACAAAGACGGACCCAUGGAAGGGAAGAAGACGAAAACGCCAUGUAGGGGGACGUUGUUCCCAGUUCGCCACAAAGGCAGCCAGAAGAAAAAAAAAAAAAAAAAAUUGCGACCAUUACAAAAAUUUUUAUGAGCAACUGAGGAGAAGACGAUGUGACGAGUUCAGACUGCGAGCUGCACACAAGUUUCUGCGCACUGGUUUGUGCCACGUGCAUCUCAUCCAAGAGGGCGCCAAUGCGCAGUUGCAUUCAGGAGAGGAAAAAAAAACAGUUCUCAUUUUGUGUAAAAAGUCGCUUCGCUACCUCAGCGAGGUGUGUGCAAAAUGGAAAAGUUCGCAAAAUUGCUUGAGCAAUGAUAACUGCCUUAAUUGCCUGAACAGGUCAGGUGAAUUUGCGGGGGAGGGAAAAAACUUUUCGGUCAAGGAAAAACACGAACGUUUAAAGAAUGCAUCGCUCUGGAAACUGAUGCACAAAAUGAAGCAUAGGAAGGCGUGCGGUUGGGGAUCUACUAUAGGAAAGAGAAAGCGCGCCGACUUGGAUACUUCAAUGGAGGGGCGUGUGGAGGAAGAAGGGAUCCCCGGGGAAGAGAAGCCUAACCCAGAUAGACUCUUCACCGUAACCUGCGUGUGCAUAUACCUGCUAUGCAACACCAACUGCUACAACCAUUACUACCGUCUGAUGAGUCUUCUGAGGGAGAUUAGGACCUUCCACUUACACGAGCGAGUGAAUCAUUUCGUUAACGAGUUAGCCAAGGUGGACCCCAAGUGUCAGCAUGUCUGGAACAUGAAAAAUGCCCUCCUCUACAUGUACGUGGAGAUGUGCCUCAAGAGGAGUCACCUAGUUGUGAAACAAAAAAAAAAUAAGAAAGACGCGCAUGUAUAUUCAAAUGAGGAAAUUUUAAAAUACGUGAAGGACAAUUUCCGCUUUUUUGUUAACAUAUUGGAGCUCAAGUCGUACAACUAUAUGGCCACGUCUCACAUUUGUAAAUUUAAUCAGCUUAUUGGUUUUCUGUGCAUGCGAAAAAAGAACGGUCCUUGUGAAAGCACCUCACUUCGCAGAACGAUGGAGAAACGGUUUUACACAAUUGUAAAGAAAAAUGCCUACUACUACGCCAUGCACAAUUCGUUCCUUCUGGUCCAUCUUCAGGAUAUGUAUCUCUCCCUGGUGGAGUGUUUAAGGGACAGCUACUACUGCGUUGCCGUAAGGACAAACCUGUUUACGUAUAGUUUCGAUUUGGUCAGAGGACAUGAACUGUGCAGUGAUGAUCGGUGGGAGAUGGCGAAAGGUGGGUGGGUGGUGGUUGGAAGUCCCCGGUAUGGCAGUAACCGAUGUGGGUACGAGCGAGCGAACUCCAAGGGCGUGCACACAAGUAACAACCGUCGCAGAGAUGGUCGACACGACGGGGGAGAAGGACCCUUACAGGCAAUGUCCAACACUAUGGAAGAAAUCACGUACAGGGAAGAAGUGCACAUGGGGUACCCCCCU
Plasmodium fragile is the source of this 2022-nucleotide messenger RNA. RefSeq lists its product as uncharacterized. The transcript has a single exon. The annotation marks the transcript as partial. Lineage: Eukaryota; Apicomplexa; Aconoidasida; Haemosporida; Plasmodiidae. The record is from RefSeq and is a predicted model, not a curated record.